Molecule: messenger RNA, 1389 nt
Organism: Phycomyces blakesleeanus NRRL 1555(-)
Lineage: Eukaryota; Fungi; Mucoromycota; Mucoromycetes; Mucorales; Phycomycetaceae
Exons: 3
Coding region: 1-1389 (462 amino acids)
Biological process (GO): peroxisome organization
Cellular component (GO): peroxisomal membrane
Source: RefSeq, a predicted model, not a curated record
AUGUCUCCAACAUCUGACAAAGUCCCUCAUGAAGAGGGCAUUCCAAACUUCUCCUCUCCUUACAGCGUUGAUACCAUUGACCAGAUACCCACACCUCUCCUUAGUGCUCUUGUCUCUCUCGGUCCACUUGUUCAAAUAACUGCCACACUUGUAAAGGUCAUUACAUGGCAGACAUCUCAUUCCCUUUCUGUAUUGGCUAUUCUUGCUUGGAUUGUUACCUGUAUCUGGACACGUACCGUUCUCCAGUGUCUGCCUGUGUUAUUACUGGUCAAGCUAGCAAGCGAUUGGUUCAGAAUACGCACUCGCCAGGCACGACGUCUAACCCUUGACCGAAAAAAGAAGAGCAGAUUACUCAGGAGGGUAAAGUCUAAGAAAACUCAGUCCUCAGAAGAAGAAGAUUCCCCUGAACAACCUCAAGAAGAAGACGAAGAAGUCCUGAAGCGGAAGGUACUCGAUGACGAAAUAUCGCUGGACGAUACACUGCAGAAUAUAAUCACUAUCCAGGCCUGGGUGGUCGAGAUCCAACAUUCCCUUAAAAAUGUUCUGAUUUACCUCGAUGGUACCCAGUCCGAAUGUAUUGUAACCGUGCUGAGUGUUCUCCUGUAUGCUUGGCCUGUGUGGGCUUUCUUUCUUUGGUGGUUGGGCGUAUCUGUCUUUGUUGGAUUUGUCGGAGCUCUCUUGAUCGCCUAUCCUUCUCCCAUGUUUCAAGUGGCUAUCCAGAGCCUCAAAGAUAACAGAAUGUUGUACCAUGCAGCCGUAUCUUUGUAUGCCUAUUCAGUAGCUCUUGUUGUUUCUUGUCGUCUGUUAAGACCUGUCUUUAAGCCGAAUAAGGGAAUCAUAGCACGGCUGUCUGACUGGGUCAAGCAGUUAAUCGGAAGAGCUAAUAAUGAGAAGCAAAAAGCAUUCGGUCAGAUGGCUCCUGUUGAUGCUGAAAUUGUCGAGAAACCUUCUUCAAAGAGCGAAAUGGUAUUCCAGUUUGAGGUCUUUGAGAAUCAGAGAUGGUGGCUUGGUAUGGGUUGGACUACGAAUAUGAUGCCUAGUGAGCGUACAGCCUGGACCGACAACCAGUUGAUGCCUAUCUUGUCUAAAGAGAAGUUUGACCUUCCAGAGCCAACCGAGGCUAAUCCUACAAUGCGUGUGAUUACCAGCAAAUCCUGGAGUUGGGCUGACUCAGAAUGGUGGGUAGAUAUGACCAAAGAGUUGGAUGGAAAGAUUGAUCGGAAUGGGUGGGCCUAUGGCAACAAUGCCUGGCACCUCUUUACUUCCUCUCCCGGUCUGGGCACAUAUACCCGCCGUCGUCGCUGGUGCCGCCGUGCACGCCUCAUCGAACGUCACACUUCUCCCUUGCAACGAAAAACCUAUGCAAGCGGGGAAUGGAUUAAAGAAUGA